GAGAAGGGCAGGGAAGAAGUUGCAGCUGUAGUUUUACAUAUCCCAUAAUCGUUUAGUUUAAAUUGCAGCAAUACUUCAGAUAGCCGAACCACUUACUUAAUGUAGGAAUACUGCAAUAUUUUUUGAUUUCUCCAGCCAAUCCCAAUUCUCUGUCUGGAUUGCGUAUUGAUUUGAGCAGGAACGUGUCCUCUCGCUGCCGCUCUUCCCAUUCAUCUUGUACCCGACUCUGCACCUUUAUAUCUGCAUCUCUCUUUCUCUGGACUUCAACUUUCAUCGGGCUUGGUUAAGAUAUUCGUAGUUUGGAAGGUUAAACAUCGGAUGGUUACAGCCGGAUGUGGUGCAGAAUGGAUGAACAAAUACCAAUGUUGAGACGAGGAGAGUUUUUUGAAAAGUAGAAUCGGAUCGCGACUUGUGGAUCGCAUCGAGGGACGCUGGUAAACCAAGAACGACGUAUUUCGUCUCCUGAUGAUGGGUGUAAUUACUCUGUAGACGGUUCACAGUGACCAAUUGUUUGGCGAAGCAAGCGAGCCCGUUAAGGAACGGAGGAUCGAGCGGGGAUUCGACCGCAGGUUUUGGCAUCGAUCAGGGAUUUGAUUGAUCGCGUUCCCAGGCUAUCACCCUCAAAGGAAUUUCAGCAUAGUGGAGCGAACAGGCGAGGAGAGGCAGGGAGGACAACGAGGGGAGGGCUCAUUCAGCGAAGCACUCUCUACUCAGAGCGCCUCCACUGCUCAAAUAUUAACGCCGCGCUCCGACCAGGAGGGGGGAAGACCGAUGCUGCUCCGGCGGGAGAAACCCAGCGGAGCACCGUGGAGGAGGAGGAGGAGGGAACCGGCCGCCCGCUAGUGCUGCCGAGCGGAGCUGUCAGUCAGUCACCCGGCCAGCAGGACCAGCCGGUCACACCGUCGUCGUCCCCAGCCAGGACCCCGCUGCCCACCACCAGCCCCGACCCACCUCCGUCUACCCACCCCACCGUCCAGGUGAUGGAGGAGGAGGGGACGGAGCCGGAUCCCCACAGGACAGGGGGAGAGGAGCAGGAGGUGGAGGACGAGGAGGAGGAGGGAUUGGUGGAGGUGGCGGUGGUGGUGGUGGAGGAGGAGGAGGAGGAGAAGGAGGAAGAGGUGGACGAGAGGGUUUUGGAGGUGGAGGAGGAGGAGGGAGUGGAGGAGGUGAUGGUGGAAGAGGAGGAGGAGGUGGUGGUGGAGGAGGAGGUUGGGGGACUUACGCGCUUCGAAGUGAACGGAGACCUUCCUGGUGCGCCGUGCCCCAGGCUGGCGGUGGUGGAGGUGGAGGUGGAGGUGGAGGUGGCCGGUGGAGGUGGAGGAGGAGGAGGAGGAGGAGGUAGAGGAGGUGGAGGAGGACAGAGUCGGAGUAGAGAGAGGGUUGCCCCGCAGCAGCCAGAGCCCGAACACCGGCAGACUGGGUAAGGAACGCACAG
Gadus macrocephalus (Pacific cod) is the source of this 1435-nucleotide messenger RNA. Its product is annotated as histone H3.v1-like. The transcript is spliced from 2 exons. NCBI's taxonomy places the organism in Eukaryota, Metazoa, Chordata, Actinopteri, Gadiformes, Gadidae. The record is from RefSeq and is a predicted model, not a curated record. Bases 981 to 1424 code for a protein of 147 amino acids.